CGUGACGAAGGGGGUUGCAGGCAAUCUUUAGCUCACACUGCAUCGUGAUCAGACAGGACGCAGCACGGUGACACUGCCAGGUGACAACCCGCGGCCCUCCGGCACUCCCGAGCAGCACAGAGAUCAGCAUGUCCGCCGUCCUCCUCUCCCUCCUCUCCUCCUUCCUCUUGUUCUCCAUAUCCGAGGCGUCUCCAGGCAGCUGCAUAUUGGAGAGGAAGCAGCAGAAAGCGGCCCCGUCUGCGGAGCCCGGACUGACCAGGUGCCAGCAGUACUCAAACAACGCCUGCUGUUCUCCUGACCUCGCGCACGUCCCCCUCAGCCCCCCAUUUCCUUGGGAUCAGUGCGGCCGCCUCAGCCCAAGGUGUGACUCCUACGUCCGCCAUGUUGGAUGCAUGUACCUCUGCUCCCCGCACAUCUCCGCAUGGGGGAGCCCCGAAUCUGCCACUGGAAUCAAGGAGCUGCCAUUGUGCGGCAAGUUCUGUGACCAAUGGUUCGACGCCUGCAAAGAUGAUUUAAUUUGCACAGCAGGCAACGCCGUCGGCACCAACUGCUCUCAGGAAUGUGUCACGUACACACAGGCGUUUGGAUCAGGCAGACAGAUGUGCGAUAACGUCUGGGACCACUCUUUUAUAGCUGUGACAGAGCCAUGCUUUUGCAUCACCCCCACACAGCAGGGGGCGGGCAUUUCUUCCGAGAACCCCACCCCUGCAGAUCUGGACUCCACCCAGGAGGGACCAUCUGGAGCAUCGGAGAUAUGCUCCCAGGAGCUUCAAAAAGUCCCAUCCAAAAAGAGGGUCAGGAAGGCUUUGCGCAAGAGGAGUGUUUUUGUCGAAGACGUGGAGGGAAGCGGAAGCGGGUUUUGAGGGAGGACAUUUUUCCUUUUUCUGACAUCUUGAGCGGCCAUCUCUUUAAUCACGCGGCUCCCCCUCUUUAAUUAAACGCCGCUUUACCAUUGCUCCGAGACUCCUAAUUAGAACACAAUUGGGCUAAGUCUCUGCAAGCACAAGCUGAGCCAAAGAGCUUACAAUCAAUUCAUGGCAAAAACCCCAUUCCCAUCCAGGUAUGAUUCAAUAACAAAGGCUUUUGAAAUGAUUAAAUACCCCUACAGCUUUUGCUUUUAUUUCCCGCUCUUCCCGUUUCUAUGCAGAUUCUGAUCAGCAGCCAAUCGUAGGGGGCCAAGGGAGACAAUGUGAUUCUGUUAUCCAUUCUAUAUUUCUGUGUACCACACCGCGACAGAAACCAAAAUAUCAAAAAAUAAAUGAUUUAAACGC
This is a messenger RNA of Spea bombifrons (plains spadefoot toad), 1271 nucleotides long. RefSeq names its product retbindin (gene RTBDN). The transcript is spliced from 6 exons. Lineage: Eukaryota; Metazoa; Chordata; Amphibia; Anura; Pelobatidae. Gene Ontology annotation, molecular function: riboflavin binding; riboflavin transmembrane transporter activity; signaling receptor activity. The coding region runs from base 129 to 863 and encodes 244 amino acids. The record is from RefSeq and is a predicted model, not a curated record. Gene Ontology annotation, cellular component: external side of plasma membrane.